CGUACUCGUCUUUAACAAACAUGUAGAUAAACAAGAGCAAGACAACUUCUGCUUCUUGUGUGUACUCCGUAUAGAUUUACGAAAAGCUUCUUUAUUAGAACAUCAACAUACUUUAGUCCUCUUCUAGUGCAAAACGCGAUUAGCAUCUUCUUCAAGAACGACCGUAGUUAUUUUUAAUUUUACCACGUCCACUCGUAUCUGUACUAUCACUAUUAAGUAGUUAGUUUUGCCUUUGGAGAAAAAACAGGAUGAUUCUACAACCGGUUGGUGGUCCUCCAUCAGACGGGCUGGGCGGAGCAUCCGCUGGCCCAAACAAACUCAAACCCGCGCUAAAGCAAGGUUCUCGGCCCCUGUCUUUAACGCGGCCGCAAGGAAUAACUACGCAGGUGCUGCUGAACGGCAACUUCCUUCUCGACAGUGCUGGUCGCGGUAUGGGUGUACAACUUGGGACUCCAGCAAGCUCGACAAGGGCGCAGCAACAGGGGGUGAAAAGUUCGUAUGGGGCGCCGAAGACUACUUCCGGGCAGUUGCAGUGUAUCAUGCACUUAAAUAUAUAUUAAUUUAUAUAAUUUUCCUUCUUAAUAACAAUAACCUGCUCACGUAGAGUAGAUGCAGGAUGAAUAGGUUAUAUUUAUUGCUGCAGUCAUCCAUGAUGUUCUAAAGAUAACUCCACGACCUACAACAGAUCCUUCACUUGGGGCCCCGUCCUCGCGUGGAUCUUUACCGGUUCAGGGCUCUCUAGCGGCACCACAGGGCAUCAUUGCCUCUCCUGUCAGAGAUAAAGGACAUCAACAACAAGAAGUGAAUGCCGGAGGAUCAUCUGCGUUGCUACAAAAGGCAGCUAACGCGCGUCAAAUCGCAGAAUACCAUAGGAAGCAACACCAAGAGCGACAGAGGCGUCAGGAGGAUUUGAUAAAUAACAUCAAAACUGGAGGUGCUGCUGGAGGUGGAGGUGUGCUGGCGCAGGCUUUGGAAAGAGCAGAUGGAAACCAAGCUUCAUCACCUUCGACUUUGGGAGUUGUAGGACAUUCAUCAGGGACAACACCAGGUGGGAUGCCUCUCAAUUCCAUGCAAGCAACUGCGUCAACAGGCACUAGACCAAUACCAACACGGUCUGCGUCAGGGGGUAUGGUGAAGGCGAAUCAUGCAAUGAUGACGACGCCACAGCUACGUCGAGAAGAAGAAAAUUAUGCGGAUCAAGAAACCUUAGCCGGUCGCACACCGACAACUGCUAGUUCAGUGUCUUCAAAUGGGCAGCAAAGAACAGAGGAUAGGAACAACUACAGUACGCCAACUCUUACAACUGGUCAACACCAACAGGGAGGUUCUACUUCCACCUCUUCUGGUGACCACGCGGCAUUGGUACCACCAUUAGCGAGUGCUUUGUCUGUGUUAAAGAACAAGAAGGCGCGACCACCGGCUGCGCCGCCAGGGUCUGAUCACCGCUCUUCACAGCAGGUUCCGGGAAAUAGUGAGCGUCGUGCUGCACGAAGGGCUACAUUAAGGUCUCAAGAGCGAGCGGCGAUGGCGACGCCGGAGAGAGUGGGUACAGCAACUUCUAAUUUUCAGGUAACCAUAAUCCCUUGUAUGGAGUUCUAGUUGUUAUAAUGGACUUACACUUAGAUUUCUUAUUCCCGUUCCCCUUAUCCAUCUUCCUCUAGGUCCCAGCAUGACCGAUCUCAACGACACCGCCAACAUCUCUACGGCCUCUCCGCACAGACGGGUCCGUGGAACCGCCAGAAGUUCGUCAGAGCGCAAGCGCAGGAGUACACCAGGAGCCCAGAGAGAACGAGAACGGACAGGCUCAGUUCCGCCAGGGACAACGACGAACAACAGUAAUAGCUAUAUUAGCAAUGUUCCUGCUCGAGCAGGUGGUGGUACUACAACAGCUUCCGCCUCUUCCACCAAAAUGAACCAGCAUCAUCACGGUCCAUCAACAUCCGAAGGUCGUGCAACCGGUGCUAGCGCACAACUCAGAUCAGGAUCACGGCAGAGGACUGAUUCUGACAUCAUUUUAGACACUUUGAGGAGUGAACUACAGCGCCGCGCACUAGAGGCCGAAGAUUUCCAAGCGGAAAUCGCGAAAGCGAAGCAGGAAAUGGUGAACUUGCGGAAAGAGAGCGAGCAGAAGGGUCGAGAGAUCGAUACUCUACGACUUGAGGCGAAGACGUGGCCACGAAAGUUGGACCAUUACAGGUUAGAAAACGAGAAACUGCGUCUCGAAAUAGCAAGAUUACAAGCGCUUGUUGUCAAUAGUCCUGGGAGUGGUGGAACAAGUGGAGGAGGGUUAGAAGGAGAUCAGGAGAACCAAGACCUAGUAUUAAGGCUGCCUCUGUUGAAGCAUAUCCUUAAUAUCAUCCUUGGCCCCCUUUUCAAGGGGAAAAGGGGUGCACGGAUGGGCUCAGGGAUGCGAUGCGGGAGCUCUAAUAGCAGAGACCAGUGGAUUCAAACCACCAACUCGUGGCCUUUCCAACGGCGCACCUAUGAGUCCUGUCGAUGAAGGAGAUGAGGCUUCGCAUUCUUUACCUACCGCUUCUCCAGGCGCUUUCUCGCCACACCAGGACUACCUGCAACCAACACGUGCAGCAACAGCGUCUGGAGGUGGAGGUUCAAAACUUGCUGCGAAAGCAGAGGACACAGCCUCUUCUUCUAGUACGGCAGUGAGUAAAACGAGUAUGCCAGGUGCAGGUGCAGGCGGACUAGCACAUAGUUCAUCUAGUCAGCAGAGCCGGUCCCAGCAAAGCAGCCCAGUCGAAACAGUAGCAUCACCAAGUGACCGCGGCGUUGUAGGUGCAAAACAGUCUACCAAGUCGAGUUCUAGUGUAUCCCCUGGUACGGACUCAGCUGAGUCAGACUGGGUUUUUGUGGUGCAGGGACAGGAAAACGGCGCUACCUCUAAAGGUUUGGAGAAGAAGCACUCAUGCUAUCCGGAAAAUUAUGGCAGAUGUAGAUUCACGUUCAGUCGAGAGUAGGAGAAGUAUAUUUACCAGAUGUAGGUUCACAUUCAGGAGUCGAGCGCUUUUCUUUUGUAUUCCGUUUCCACCCUUCCACUCUCUAAGCCCUCGCUUUAGUCCGGACUGAGAAGCUAGGAAUCCGCUUUGUGUCUCUCGGAGGCGCCACUGAUCGUCCUAACCAGGACGAUUUUCUAUUGGCCAUGCAGCGAAAUCCUAUAGAACAAGCAUCCUCUUCAAGCAGUUCUGCAGAGGAAGACGUCGCGGGCAAGGGCUCAAAGGGUGGUGGGAACAUUAUGGCUCACAUUUAGACUAUCUAUCUCAUUUAGAAUAUCUAUCUCUUCAUCAUCAAAGUUUUUUCUUCGGCCUGCUCUAGUUGUAGACUUCACCUUGUCUUUACGGAGAAAUCCUUCCUCUCACCGACAUCUUGCUCCUCCCUUCAUGCUGGUCCGCUCCUCCAUGCCCCUCCUCUAUUCUCUUGGUUCGGAUUCCUCUCUUUCGUUGUAAGUACUAGACUUUCUUGCCCUUGACCUUGUUAUAACUACAACAUUCGUUUCCUCACUCACCCUCCUGGUCCUCCUCCUCCCUUCAUGCUGCUCCGCUCCUCCUGGCUCGACGUGGUCAAAGAUGAAGGCUACAUUGCCCUUUACGCAGUCUUCGAUGGCUUUGGAGAAAAUGGUGAGGAGUGUUCGAAACUGAUAAAACAGCGCAUGGCGGAACUCGUAUUCGCACAUAGUUUGAUCUUCCAAGAGCCCCAGAGCGUCCUAGAGGAAGCGUUCAAAACGAUCCAAAAGGAGUUGGGCGCAUCGGAUUCAUUCUUGCGGGAAGGGGAUGGCGCGUCAGUAGCUGUGGCACUGCUGCUGAAGCUUAAUUGUAUUAUAGAUGCUUAGCCAUUUGAAGAAAGCCAAUCCUUUGAUAUGGUGAAAUAUUCUUGUUCCGUGAUAGCGAUUUACUGAUACUCUACUAAGUUUGAAUAUUGCGUAAAUCAAUGAAUCGAAUACUUCGACAAAAGCAUACAUCACAACAGCUCCCCGCGAAGGCUAUGCUUCCGAUACCUCCCGCACCGAGGCAGAGUCUUGGGUUGUAGUCGGGUCAAUCGGCGAUUGUCGGGUUGUUCUGGCCAGUAAAGAAGACGGCGGAAGUUUUGGCGCAGUGGCUUUGACCAAAGAUCAUAAGUUAAGAACUACAAGAACAUAGAUUUUGAAAUGAUGGGUUUAAUUAGUAUCCAAAUUGCACAUUGUUCUCGUUCUGAUUGUGCAACUACCACAAGAUAUAUUUUCUUUUUCGUCUAUGUCUAUUAUGCCUACAAUCUUCUAAUCAAGGUUGACACACACAAGGGCGAGUCUGCAAGGCUACAGAAAACGCCAGGCGUCAUCCUACAGAGUGUGGCCGAAGGCACAACAGCCGUUUUCAAAGAUGGUGCAGGAGACCAAGGAAGCGUGUUGACGAGGUAUCACUUGAAUAGAGAUCUUUUCAGUAGCUUUUUAUACAGUUGUACUAGCACCGUACUAACGACAACGACUCGCUGAAAAAAGCGCUUCAUCUCGUUUUCGGAUAGCAUCCUUUUCGACUCCUUUCUCUGUAACAGGCACUUGGGUUCCGUCCCCCACGACGCCGUCCUAACUUCUGCGGAGGUCAACGCCUAUCGCAUCAACGCUGGACAAGACUUGAUGCUUGUUUUGGGCACUCGUGGCUUGUUUCACCGCUUUUCCAACUCGGCGCUUGUUUUUAUGGAUAUGUGAACAUGAAAAUCAAACUUCAUAUUUGUUUGUCAAUCUCUUACAACUCUUUGAACAUUCAUCUUCACUAGAACGACGAGUAAAUUUCUUUUGGAAACAAGACCAAUAAUUGAAUGCACCACGACGCAAAUUCUUACAACUUCUAAUGUCUCGCAGCUCAUCGGCCACGGCGUCGAUUACCUAGGACCAGUCUGUGAGAAAGCGCGUGAAGGUGGAGACGAUGUCACAGCUGUCGUUGUCACGUUGUAGAGUACAUGGGAAACGCAGCGUCAUAGAUGAGACGACCGUCAACAUUAGACACAAUAUAUACAAUGGCCACCUUUUAAGAUGAUAGCAACUAUCUACUUCAUGAAAAAUUUAUUUGGUUGUGGUCGUGUGGGGAGAAAGCGGUUUCAUUCCAGUUCUCUGUUAAUUUUGCUGAACAUCCACAUGCUCAGUGAAGACAAACAAGUGCGCACAUACAACGGCCCGAAGACUUUCUUGUGAAAGCAAAGAACAGCGUUUCGCAAUCAAAAAUUCGAAAAAAUCUUGAAAGAGCACGAGACUGACAUGAAGAUUAUACAUGUGAAAAGUAGAAAAAAUCACGCAUCAAAGAAGAUGCAUCGGAUGCAAUCAUGAAGUCAUCUGAAGCUAUAAUGACC
Amoebophrya sp. A25 is the source of this 5331-nucleotide messenger RNA. Lineage: Eukaryota; Dinophyceae; Syndiniales; Amoebophryaceae. The record is from the annotation of a GenBank genome assembly.